AUAUUAUUUAAAAAUUAAGCAGAGCAUAGUAGAACAUAUUUUCUUUUGAGUAGAGCAGAGCAGCUCUAAAAAACAGGGCCUAGGUCUCUUUGUAUCAACUGUCCAAAAAAAAAAAAAAAAAAAUUUGUGGAAAAAAGAAAGAAAAGGAAAAUUGAAGAAACAAGAAAGAAAAGAGACCGUGGAAAUAAGGCAAAACCUCUCCCUCUAUUUCCAUGCUCCUUGUCAUAUGCUCCUUUGAAGACUGCCUUUUUUACCCAGUUGCCCUAAUUACCCAAACCCUUCUAUUUCUCCCCUUUUUCCCCAUAAACCAAAACUCAAUUAACACAAAAAAAUCCAAAAAAUCCAGUGCACUCAACAAAAAAAAAACCCAAAAAUACUCCAAUUAAACCCCCCCAUUUUUAAAACUACCCAGAAGAACUGGGGUUAAGCUUAACAUCAAAAUUGCCAAAUACCCACAAAAAUCAAUCCAAUUUAUUAUUUGGGUUUCUAAAUUUCUUCCAUUUUUCUCCCUGUUUUCUUGAUUUUUCUGGGGUUGAAGAGAUUUACAGAGAAGAGUGGUAUGAUGUAAUGAAUGUUGGAUUAUUCAUAUUUUCUGGGGUUAUUUUACCUUCUCUUGGAUUUUUCUAAGUACCCAAAAACUUGGGCUUAAUUUCAUUGUAUUUCUUCAAUGCAAAGCUAUGAUCUUUUGCCAAAUCCCACCUUAAUUAGCCCUAACCCUCACCUUCUUGAUCCUCCUGCUAUGGAGGACACCGUAUCGUCCCCGAUCCACCGAUCUUUGGCUGAACCGGAGACUAAUGGUGAUACCCAAAAGCCUGAAACCAACAAUAACCCUGAACCCAAAGCCGAAACCGAAGCCGAAACCGAAACUGAAACCGGAACUGUAACGCAAGAGGGUAGUAACCCAAUUGAGGAUGAAAACAAGAUAGAGCUGGGUGGUAAUGAUGCUCUUAAUAAGAGCAAUAGCAAAAGUGGAAAGAAGGAUAGCACUAAUAAUAGUAAUAAUAAUGUAAUAGUUAGGAGAGAAAGGCCAACUCGAGCUUGCACGGCUCGGCCGGCUAAGUAUGUGGACCCUCCGGUGAUCGAGCGGAGGGCGAGGCCGCCGAAGAGGGAGAAAGUUGAGAAGGUGGUGGUAGAGGAGGAGGUACUUGAAGAGGAAGAUGAUGAUUUGCCAAAGGAGCAUAGUAGUAAGGUUGUAACUUCAUUGGUGAAUCCACCUACACCGGAGCAAAUGCCGCGGUGGCACUUGAGGUCUAUGUGGGAAUUGGCUUCAAUACUCAAUUUUCUCCAUUUGUUUAGGGCAGUUUUGAACAUUAAUGCUGAAUUCAGUGCUGAGGAGUUGGAGUCUGCAUUGCUUACUCCCAAUAGUACAUUGAGUGAUAUACAUAUCCCAUUGUUGAAGGCAAUUCCUCCAGUUACUCGGAUGGCUUGUGGACGUGAAACUUGGGUGACCGUGCUAUGCAGAAAGUUGCGAGACUGGUGGCAUUGGGUUGCUGAAGGAGAGUUGCCUAUAGUUGCUAAUCAUGGGGCUGAGAUUGAAAUGUACAAGACCCUUGAUCCAGCAGUGCGUGUGGUGAUCCUGAAAGCCCUGUGUGAUAUUCGAGUAGAGCAAGAUGAUAUCAGGAGUUAUAUUGAUAAUUCACUCAAACAUGGAGCUCAGCUUUCUGCAUUUCGGAAAGAGCGAAUUGGCGGUGAUUCACAUGGAACUUCGUUUUGGUAUGAAGAUGAUGAAUUUGUUGGCCAUAGGCUAUAUCGGGAGAUCAGGAAAGUUGAAAGGAAGGUUGAGAUGAAGAAGGGAAAGACUAAGGGCUCUAAUGUCCUUCCUUGCACAACUUACGAGUGGGAAACAGUGGCAACUAAUCUGGAUGAAUUCCUUGAUGUUUCUGAGAAGCUCUUCUCAAGCAAGAACAGAACAGAAGCUUCACUUGGAAAGAAGUUAAAGAACGAUAUGCUUCCUGAGAUUGAGAAGAUUUACAGGAGAAAAGAAAAAUUGCUGAAAAAGCAGCAACGCCAAGCUCUUCUUCUGGAUAAUUUUGUCAUGGAUGGGCUUGCUGGUGGCCGCUCUCUUCGUGACAGGAAACCUGUCACUUAUACAUUUGAUGAUUUCGAUCGUUCUAUCAAUGAAGCUAUCAAGACUACCAAGCGCAAACAGCCAUCUCCAGAACCUGGUGUUAAAAGGGAUGUUAUCAAACCUGAACCAUCUGCCAACGGUAGAUGGAAUGGCUCUUCACACUCCUCCCUGCAUGUGUCAUUUAGUCCCCCAUCUCCAGCUGAUUAUGAUGAAAUGGAUGUAGACCACAAUUCUGAACCAUUGGAUCGAGGUAAUCGGAGGAGACAAAGACCUCAGAGAUAUUCAGAAAAAGAUUAUGUUGAAGGGAUUUCAGACAAUGAGGAGGGAUACUUAGAUAGUGAUGACGAUAUUGUUGGGGAAGCUGUUUAUGACGAGGCAUAUAUGCAACAGCGUAAACAUAAGAAGAGAAUGACUAGCAGCUCUGAAGGUGAAGGAGAUGAGGAAUACCAAUGGAGUGAGGAAAAUGGAGAAGAUGAGGUGGAAGAAGAAGAGGAAGAAGACUUGCUGAGCAAUAGUGAUGAUAGUGACCGACCAAGAGAAAGGUUUAAGAAACCUGAGGGUCGGACUCGAAGAGGAACUAAAAUAAGGUCAGUUGAUGACCUAGACUCGGGUUUGAGGCGUAGUAAACGCGCUACGAGGAAUCGUAUAGAUUACCGGAAGUACGAGCUAUCUGAUUCUGAAACUGAGACAUCCACGAAAAACAGGAAGGUAAAUCAUGAUAGAACUGGUUAUCCGAAUUACUCGACUGAAAGUGAGGACUCUGAUGAGGAUGAUCACGAGGAAGAGCAGCUAGAAAGAGGAGUUAGUGAGUCUACUCCCAUGGAUGUUGAGAAAAGUGAAAACGGGCCCUUGCCUAAGCCUGAAAGUCCAAAGCAAGUUGAUCCUGACAGGAUUGAAGCGAGGGGAUUUCUUGACCUUAAUGAACUAGCGCCUGGUUCCGGUUUUGAUGAUGGACCCAGUGCUUUAGCAAAGGAUGAUGAUCAGAAAGGUGAGUGAUCUCAUUUUUAAAGGAUCAAGGCUAUGGAGUUUUUCCUAGUCUUUGUUUCCCAUUUUGGGUGGUUAGUUGUAUCAUAUAUGGACAUUAUGAGUUUACAGUCUAGCCCACGAAGGUCCAUGAAGGAUAUUCAGUUCUACAUUUACUGUUGGCGGAUUUUAUUCUGUGGGAUACUCGAGGGAUUCCUGUUGUGCAAUAUUACUCUGGAUUUUCUACAAGGGAGCAACACAAUGCGGAGGAAUGGUAGAUUUAUUAGUCAUUUGUCAGAGUUCGUACAUCUACAGGGUUUGAGAGAGAUGGGCAAAAUUGUUGAGAGUUUGUUCCGUGUACAAUAGCUUAACCCAACCGGUAACCAAGUUUCCUAGAUUAAGAGCCCUGUUCUUGAAUUUUUGUUGACUGGGACGACAAAAGUAUCUAUUAUCUAGUAGUAUGUAGUUGGGUUGACUAGGUUGGUUGAUAAAUUGUCUUAAAAGGGAGCUGGGAUCACCUUGUUGUAAUUCGAUUCUCCUCCCACUUAAGGGCUUAUUCUGCUGCUUCUUUUGUAACUUUAUUACGAUACUUGUAAUUCUUUGCCCUGUUGCUCCCUUUAUAACAUGCACAUAUGCUGGAAUUCCCUCACUUGCUUUCA
Messenger RNA from Chenopodium quinoa (quinoa), 3690 nucleotides. Its product is annotated as DDT domain-containing protein DDR4-like. Gene Ontology annotation, cellular component: RSF complex. Lineage: Eukaryota; Viridiplantae; Streptophyta; Magnoliopsida; Caryophyllales; Amaranthaceae. Bases 668 to 3064 code for a protein of 798 amino acids. The record is from RefSeq and is a predicted model, not a curated record. The transcript has 12 exons. Gene Ontology annotation, biological process: regulation of DNA-templated transcription.